Messenger RNA from Paramuricea clavata, 7144 nucleotides. The record is from the annotation of a GenBank genome assembly. NCBI's taxonomy places the organism in Eukaryota, Metazoa, Cnidaria, Anthozoa, Malacalcyonacea, Plexauridae.
CAACUCGGCGCCAUUUUUCAAAAAUAAUGCAAACUGUACUUUUUCAUUUUAAAUACCUUAAAAAAAUAACUGGAAAUUGCUUUCUGAAGCGCAAUCUUUUGCAAUUUUAUAAAGAAAAUGAUUGAAACUGUCCGGCAACGACAACAGAAUGCCGUUGACUUCAAGAGUUGUUACGAAAAUCUCUGUGCUUUACAAGGUUGUUGUCCGUUGAGUGUCGUUACAGCCAACUUGGGAGACGAAACUGUCGACUGUAAUGCAGAUAGAAUUCCGCUGCAAGACUGGAAUCCAAUUCUUAACGCAACUAGGAUAAAUAAACACUUAAAGGUUAUCGCUUUGAGAAGUUACUGGCAAGAGAAAGUUAACACUGGACAAUCAGGUAUUUGUUGCCAGUCCAUCCUGACAAUAAAACAGAUUUAACAGAGUCUGUUUUAUAUAAAAAGAAUUUAAUACGCUAUUACAUAAUAAACAAUUAUUGGAUGAGGCUGAGCAUGAUAUCAAGAAUUAUUCAGACCCAGUUCAAUGUUAUAUCUGCCGAAGCGAAGCUGAGGCGGAUAUUAACAUCGACUGAGGUCUGAAUAAUUCUUGAUGUCAUGCGAAAGCCGAAUCCAAUAAAACGAUUAAACAAAGUUUAUUAAUGUUUCAAGUAUAUUUAUUUUCGCGUGCUUUUGGGUUUGAGUUCUUGGCCAUGCUGGGGCUUGGGCAAGACAGCGUCCAAUAUUUUUUUUUGGAUGCAAGUUCAAUUCAAACAAACUAUUAUUGGAUGCCGAGUACGUCAGCAGCUGAAAUUAUGUAAUAAGUACCGAAUAUUGAGAAUUAUCCGACUGGUGUGCUCUGACCAAUCAGGAACGAGAAUACAUACUAAAUGUAUAAUAAUGAAUAUUUAAUCUGAUCCGAUAAAUGUGUUUUCAUUUGGAGUUGACCACCAAGCGUUAAACUUAUCACGUGACUGAAACCCAGCUAUAGAGACCAUGCGGCAAAAAAAAGUGUGAUGAUCCCCACCGCGCCAUGAUUCGCAACGAUUUGUCAUCAAAAUGCACUCGUCAUUUUCCUAGCUAGGCUCAGAUCCCAGCCGUUAAGGCCCAUUUACACGAUACGAUUAGUUGUAUACGAUUCUUACUCUGGCGUAUGUGAUCGAAUAAACACGCGUACAAACGUCACAUUUCAAAUUUCGCCAUCAGCGAAUGAGCAAUAACGUGGCAUUAGCACUCGUUUUCAUUCGUCAGAAUGACAAUCGUAUACAACUAAUCGUAUCGUGUAAAUGGGCCUUUAGGGUUCUCAGCACUCGCUGUGCAAUCUCGUACCCAGAUGGCUCUGGGUACGAGAUUGCUCGCUGUGAGUCUAUUUCCUAGCCAGUGUGCUUAUGAGAAGCAUUCACCCCCCUGAACAUCUACAAAUUUUGAAUAUUUUCAGGGGGUGAAUGCCUUUCGUAAGUGCACUGGCUAGGAACAUGGCAACAGCAUUGCAACAGUUACGCCAAAAUUAUAGGCGAAACCAAGAACCAAGUCGGUGUUCUGUAUGGUCUAUUUGGUGAUUUCCUGAUGUAGGCUAUUCCUGACCUGCGAAUAGGUGUAGGAUGACAAUUGGUCAGGGACUUUGUUUCAAUGUCACUGUGAUCAGGGUUAGGGUGCAGGCAACAGACAUAUGCCAACUCUGCCAAUUUCUGUGAGACAUUUCCAUUUUUGUACUGCAGCUGAGCAAAUAAAUGUAAUUGUAAUGUUUUUUAAUUUAAUUAAUACUGUAAUUUUCUCACCUGCACUUGACUUUGAAUUUAAUAUACGGUAUCUUUUUAAGUUUUCUUUUUCUGGUAAAAAAUGUAAUGAUACCCUGCGAGCAAAGUCCUCUCGUAUUUCUUCUCGAUAUGGCACGGAGAAGAAAAACGAGAGGACUUAGCUCGCAGAGUAACGCAUUGAUUGCCCAUUUUAAAGUAACUGUACAGACAAUGUAGACCACUGAAAUUUAGAAACAGCAAAGGGAUCCAAACUCGAAUGGUCCCUGCCAGCAUAGGUAGUGACAAUAAUACCAGAAAGCUGCAUCUCCAUACAGUAGUUGUCAUAGAGAUUGUCGUAUUAUGUCUCCCUCUUUGCUUACUUUAAAUGUCAGCAUAUCUGGGGCAACUGGUUCAGGUUUUAUUGUCUGGAGUGACUGCUGGCUAUUGGAAAGAACCAAUCAAGUUCAUUCACACUCUGACAAACAGCUAAAGCUCUAGGUUUUCCAUCAGAAAACAGGUCAAAUAACAGCUGUGUAUAAAGAAACACAAUCAUUUAUACAGAAUAUCAGAACAAUCAUUUGUACAAGCAGGGUUUAUUUUAACGUGCAGUUCUACACAAAAUGUGCAGUUCUAAACCCAUUUGUGCAGUUCUUAAAACACAAAUGUGCAGUCAUCAGCCAAACUAACAAAAAUAACCUUAAUUAAAACAGUCUUCUCGUUUACUUGUUACCCUUGUGGAUGCUCCAGAAAAUUCCAGAAAUGCUGUCAUUAAUUGAGCAUCAAAAAUAUAAACGUUUUCUGGGAGGGGACUCCAGACGCUCCUAUUUUUCUCACAAAUCACUUACGUGCUGGGGAGGUAAAAUUGGGGUGAGUGAAGCUACCCAAAAGAGAUUAGAGUUAUAUAUUGAAUAUCCAUGAUUCCCAGUUACAUGUUUUGAAACAGUUUUUGUGAGUGGUUGGGUAAAACAAAUCUUUGCCAGAACUUAAGAGCCUCUAGAUUCAAAUUGUUUUCGGGAACACACCCUAGUUCCCGCACCCAAAAUCGAGUUUGUCUGGCCUUUCUCCCACCCAACCACACCAUUAUUCUGUCAUCUAUAUGCAGGUAAAAAAUCCUUCGACCCCCCAGUCAAACACCCAUUGCCUUCGUAACAUCCGUAUAUGUGCAGUUCUAAAUUUUUCUUAAAAUAAACCCUGUGUACAAGUUAAUUCCUGGAGCCCGCCCCUCUCUGUUAAGCCCCCUCCUACCUCUAAUGUCAAUGAACCUCCUUAAAGGUGCUUGAAACGACAAAUCAACCAAAGACGAAAUUGAGAGGGUAUAGCGGUAUACAUUUUGCAGGAGCGAUUCCGGAGUGAUUGGAGAAAGUUCAAUUGCGGCCAAAAUUACUGUAAUUUAUUAUUUGAAAAAUCUGUUUGCUACACUUAAUUCAGGUCUCAAAGUCUAAAAUAAGAUUAUUCUGCAGGCACGUUGUGAAGUAAAUUGUGAAUUUUGCUCGCAUGGUCUAAACAUAUUAAUUAUCCCUGUCUGACCAACAUUGACUGUAUUCGACAACACCCUAUACCCCUCCACCAAAAUGCGUUCACAUAAAAUAUUUAGUCUUUUCACGAGUCACUCCAUAGACAAGAGAAAGACUAACAACACAAUUUCUUUUGUUACAGUAUAACAUUACGAAAUGUUUAUACAUGUAUACGGAUUAUUUUUUGCACAUGAUAGGCUGCAAACUUCGCGCGGAUUUUUUCCCCCAUUUUCACGAUACCAGAUUCGCUUGUCACGACGUCAAAUUUAAAUAAAGGUUUCAUGAAUAUCUUCACACUUAAAAUUGCGAUAAUGAUUAAUUGAUUAUGGCAAUGAAUAAAAAUAAAAUGAAAACUGCUAAAGGGGCAAAUUUCGUAAAAGAGAAUCCAUCGUGGAAACGUUUUCACGGAAGUUCAGUCAAAUUUAUAGGAAUUUUCAAAACGCCGUAGCUUGCGCCCUGAAUGUCCAAACAACGUUGAAAAUUUCGGUAUAGACUAAUUUGAACAUAAAUAUUUCAAUUAUUUGGUCCAUUUCUGCCAAAUAGGAAGACGGAAAAUCGAUAACGCGAACUCCCUGACGCGAGAAUAUAAGGCGAGUUACCGUCCCAGAGUAUGCCUAGUAAUCUUUAUGCUGGAUUUUUCUAGAUUGAAUUUUUAUAACCUUCUAUAUUUCUGCAGACUAAAAAAAAAUAAAAAGGCAUGCCGCGUAUUAAUCGGUGUGUUAGCUGGCAAAUAUUGCCCUAAAGCACACCCUAAAAAUAAUAGAUUUCGUUGUUUGUGAUAGGAUUUCAAAAUAUAUAUACUGACUCAUACAUUAUUUAGAAUUUGUCAGUGGUUUGACUACAUGUCGUAAAAAGACACCGCCAAUUAGAUCAAAAGAUGUCACAUAUAAAUUAUGUCGGUAAGUAGGUGUGUGUGUUGCACUAAGAAGUCACGUGAUCCCAAUUGUCAUUAAAUAUAACAGCUAUGGAAUGUUUGCCUACAAAAAGGGACGAAUGGGCUCUAUUUACGAUACAUCUGCAAUAUACCUAACUGUACUUAUACUCAUAUGCAAUAUACCUUACUGUAAGUUAUGGUUUAUUAUAAUACAUAUGAUAUAUAGGAUGUGCGUAUACUACUUAACAUUAAAUCAUAUUUUUUCUAGAGCUAUAAAGGACUGCCUAGGUGUUACAGAACAGUUAGAGGUGUUGAUUUUGCAAAACAUCCCUUUAAGGAGUCGUGAUCUGAACUAUCUUUCGAAGGUAUUACACAACCUGGAGACAAAAAUUUCCUGCAGACCAACGGAGUAUUUUUGUGCUAAAUCUGCAUGUGCAUAAGCAUAUAGUGUUCUAGUUACCAUGGUUUUAAAUUCAAGGAGUAAGUCUGUUAAGUCUGUCAACCCUAUGUUGUUGCGGCCAUAGUGAGACAUGGGUGUUAAGGUUUCCUUCAAAUGUUCAACAGCAAAUCUUCAUUCAAACGAAUUUCCUGCAGCUGUUUAACAUAUUUCCUGCGAGCAGUGCUCGCGUGCUCGCCUAUUUUUUCCACCCCUGACGUUUUGUCUACUGUAUUCAGGGACUGUCAAGGAACAAGACCCUUAAACAUCUUUCAUUUGAAAAUUGUCAAAUUGGAGAUAAUGGAUUUGAAGGUAAACUUAAUUCUCAAAUACAAUGUAUGCAAGUGGCUGCGAGUAUACUCCUUUACUGCAUCGCCGUCGACAUCCCUCUAUGCAGUGAAUACAGUAAAUUAGGCCACAUAAAAAAUAUAGUUGGGUAGCGUCCUCGCGCACCCACAAAAAGGCCCCGCUCAGGAUUUUUUUAAAUUUUUUAUUUAAAAAAAAAACAAAUUUAUUGAUCAACGGGCUCUGAUAUAUGCAUAGUAUUUCUGUUGAGUGGAGUUGAUUGUGUUAAUAAAUUGCGUGCGAAAAUGACGGUAUGAAUCAUAUUUUGAAAUAUAUAAAAAAAUAUCUGUACUGCGCGAGAAAAUCCAGUUUCGGACCUAAAACCAAGGCGUUAAAAAUUAGUAUAAAUUUAAAAAACCCCGCCCGCCCACUUUUUGGCAAAAGCUAAGGACGCUAACCAACUCUUUUUUUAUGUGGCCUUAUAAUAAACAAUGCAUAAUUCUUUUUCUGGUCAGCCCGCGCAUCGUUUUCAACUGUGCACAUUUUUGGCAAAUGCGGUCCAUAAAUAUACCCUUACAAAUUGAAGUACUUCUCAAUGAUCAUUUGAUGUCAUUUUAUACUAGUUCUCAUUUAUUCUAUUUGAUGACAGUUUAAUAUUAUUAAAAGCAUAAAACACUAUACACUUUAUAGAAACCGGAGAAAUACUUCCUAUAUCUGCACAAUGCCCCUCCUUAACUCUUGAGAAAAGAAGGAAUUCAAAAAAGCCUCGUCGCCCCGUGAGUUCUGGAAAACUGACUGGCGCUGACCAGAAAUGUUUUUUAGCCGCCCAAUCACAUUUUAUUAAAUAUUUUAGUGAUCAGCUCUGCUAUCAGAAACUGUUACUCUUUACAAUCGUUAAAUCUAACUGGUUGCUGUCUGACAUGGCGUGGAGCAGAAAUGCUGGCAAAUUUAAUCAAGGUCUCUAUGAUAUAGGAAUUUAACCUGGAUUAGUUAUUGUUUGAUAUUUCAUUACUAUAUAUACACGAGUAAAAAUUGAGAAGAUCAACAACUUGUUGCAAGUUGAUAUCGACAGGCGUGAACAAGGUUGUGCGGCCCACUAUAUGAACAGUAUUGUCAACAUGUUGUUACAGCAUUGUUCAACUGUAACAACUUGGAACAACAUGGUUGACAACUUGUUCAUAGUUGGCCGCACAACAUUGUUCACGCCUUCGAUAUCAACUUGCAACAAUCUGUGUGUUUUUAGCCGUGUAAUAUAGUGAUUGAUCGAUCAUGUUUUUGGCUUCACCUUUUAUUUUAUGGCGAGCACGUCCUGCAUGCAGUAAUAUGUAUAACUCAGUGAUAAAAUUACAUAUUGAAUUGUCAUUAUUGCCAUAGCAUCAGCAGUUGCGUAACUUUUGUGAAAAUCUCGUGAAAAAUGUGAAAAAUUUCGUUUCUUUAUAUGUUGUUUUACAUAUUAAUAAGUCAAAUAAGAUGUUUUUUGUUUUUCAACAAGUAUAAUACUAAAUCGCAAAUGUUUCAUUUUUAAAAAACUGUAUCGAGCCACCUUAAACCCAUACAAAGGGACUCUUAAGUCUUAAAAUAGCCUCAUGUUUCUUGAGGUCCUCUUGCCAAUAUAAUUUAAGUUAGAAAAAACGAAAAAACAAUGUCAAUAUUUGUAAUUUGUCGAAGCUAAUGAUAUUAAAGUUGACCACCAUCUGUAUACCCUCGUGUAUACCCUCGCUGAAACCCACCAAGUCAUGAUUGUUACUGUAGCUGACAGGCCUGCAUAAUAUAGUGGACUGCGGGACCAUUGGUCCCAGAAAAUUUUUGAGGUUGGCAGAAAAUGAAACGAUCGUCAGUCGUUUGCUCGCAGUGAUUUCUCCUCAGCUCAGCUAGAAACCACUGCUAGCAGGGUAAAAUACGUCUAUUUUGGUUUCAAAUCUAAUGAAAUGGUGCAUAGAAUACACUGAACCUUGUUUAGUGAUGAUCAAAUUUAAACAAAGAUUCACAGUGUUUGCAUGCAGAAAAUAUUUUCGUUGGCUUUGUGGUCCCAGAAAAUAAAUAUUUUAUGCAGCCCUGCUGUAGCAAAACAAUCAGGCAAGAAUUCGUUUCUGGAGCUGAUCAAUUCAAUAUUAUUACACAAUAUUAUUUGUCGUUAGUAUCAAGCAACAAAGAAACAUAGUCUGGCCUGGCAAGACAGUCUACGUUAUCGUGUACCAGACUUAGAUAGGAUGUCGGGGUUACGAAGAAUCACUGUAUGUAAGAACAGUUUGCUGGGUGACAAAGGUGUCGAAGCACUUGCUGAGGCUCUUAAAGAUGAUCUGUGGCUCAAAGGUAAGUUAAAGUAG